CCUGACACCGGAAGUGUAACAUUUGGUGACGUCAGAAAACAGGAAGGAAUUAAAGAAACGCAUGUGGUUCGGCUUUAAUGAUUUAACACUUCAACGUGUCUUUUCUCCAAAGUAGUUUUUAGCUGCUGCCAAGCUGGCCAGAAACACUUUCUGCUUUAAAGAGACACAAAUUUUCUUUUAUUUCUUUCAAGCUGGCGAAGAAACCUGAAGCUCACCGUUUAUGAUGUCACAGGCCACCAAACGCAAACACGUUGUCAAGGAGGUUUAUGGAGACUUUGUCACGCCCACAGAAAACCAGCAGAUUGUAAAGGUUACUGGUAGCCGUGGUAACAACCUCCAUGAAGCUGUCACGGCCCAGGGUGUGACUUUCCUGGUGAGCAUGCCCACCAAGUUCCGCAAGAACCUCUGGAUCAAGAGAGGUGACUAUGUGAUUGUGGAUCCCAUUAAGGAAGGAGAGAAGGUGAAGGCAGAGAUCAGCUUCAUUCUCUACAAAGAUCACAUUCAGAACCUGCAAAAACUACACCUCUGGCCAGAGGGGUUUACGGAGGAGCCGCCAGAGCAGGACAAGAACGACAAACUGCAGGAUAAGGACAAGGAGACGGAGGAGAAAGACGAGGAAUUCAGUGACUCUGAAGAUGAUGAAAGCGACAUCUUUGUAAACACCAACCGCUGUAACUACCAUUACAGUGAGAGUGAGGAGGAGGACAGUGAGGAAGAAGACAAAGAGAAAAGGACAGAAAAUGGUUCAUAGUUGGCAGCACGGAGGACACGGACAAUCAAGAGCAAGAGUUGUGGAAAUCACGAGUCCGUGUGCUCUGCUGCUGCGGGAUGACUGAUGAUUUGAAAUGAUGAUCCUGAUGCAACAGCUCCCUCUGGACUCUGGCCUGUUGUAGCGAUAAAUGGCUGGGCUCGUUGAAUGGACUUAAACUUAAUGGAACAAAAUAAGUCUUGCUUGUUUAUAUGUUUAUAUGCAUUAAAAAUCCCAGUAAUGUCACACUUUAACUGAAAUUGAAUAAGAAUCCCAUGUCAGUUUGAAAUUCUGUAGGAUCAGUUUCUACUGUACUGUCGGUGUCUAACUGAGCAUGUCACAAACUCAAGCAUGUUUAUAUUCUGACCUCCAGUGCAGCCAUUACUAAAGUACAUUACAGCGUAUACGCUGCACCCAGGCCUUACUGUACAUUUGCAGGAUGAUGUUAAUGUAAACGGUUAUAUCCAUACCUCCUCCUCCAUAGGACAAUAUAAAUCUGUUGGAAACUCACAAAAAUUGCAUAACUCAAAACCUUUACAACGUUGGCAGAACAACUUUUUUUCAUGAUGGAAGUCCGGAGCGUGGUGACAAUUUAAACAGCUCCAGUUUCACUGGUCCCUUAAAAAGAUAUCGUUUUAACUAGCUGGACUGUAAGCCGCUAUUUUGCGGAGCUCCUUGUAGUGCUGAUUGUAUUGAUUUGAUUUUCAAAUGAUUGCAGCUGAUUGCAAUGGGGAUUUGCUGUGUUAAAAGCACCGAAAGAUCAAGAUGCAUACUUGUUCAUUGUGACUGCUGUGUGCCUCAUCUUUUUCUGACAUUCCUUACCCAGUUGCUGAUUUUGAUUUGUGUAAUGAUAAGGUUUUGGAAAUAAAUCUUAAGUUGUGUUUUUGGA
Messenger RNA from Perca flavescens (yellow perch), 1637 nucleotides. RefSeq names its product eukaryotic translation initiation factor 1A domain containing (gene eif1ad). Gene Ontology annotation, cellular component: nucleus. Lineage: Eukaryota; Metazoa; Chordata; Actinopteri; Perciformes; Percidae. The transcript is spliced from 5 exons. The record is from RefSeq and is a predicted model, not a curated record. Gene Ontology annotation, molecular function: translation initiation factor activity; RNA binding. Gene Ontology annotation, biological process: translational initiation. Bases 221 to 751 code for a protein of 176 amino acids.